Vanessa atalanta (red admiral) is the source of this 823-nucleotide messenger RNA. RefSeq names its product trypsin, alkaline B-like. Gene Ontology annotation, biological process: proteolysis. Lineage: Eukaryota; Metazoa; Arthropoda; Insecta; Lepidoptera; Nymphalidae. The transcript has 4 exons. Bases 23 to 808 code for a protein of 261 amino acids. Gene Ontology annotation, molecular function: serine-type endopeptidase activity. The record is from RefSeq and is a predicted model, not a curated record.
GAUUUUAACUUCCGAAGUGGCAAUGGCUGCGUUCUGGUUUCUGGUUUUGACGCUAUUUGCAGGAGCACAUUCGGCUUCGCCGCCCACUCGUAUUGUGGGUGGUAAGCCCACCGAAAUUGAGAAGUAUCCAAGUAUGGUGCAGGUCGAUUACAUAAACCUUUUUACUGAUAUCUGGUCCCAAUCUUGUGCUGGCUCCAUCCUUACCUCUAGAUAUAUCCUUUCUGCUGCUCAUUGCUUCGCCGGAGGUUUCUACAACCCAAAUUUACGCCGCAUCCGGGCCGGUUCCACUUACCGCAACGCCGGUGGUGUGAUCGUCUACGUUGAAGAUGCCUACAAUCACCCCAGUUACGGAUUACGGGUAUACGACGGUGACAUCACAGUGGUCAAGCUUCGAAGUGCUCUCACUUACACGCCUGUUGUUCAACGUACAACGAUUGUAUCUCAGGGUUCUUUAAUACCUGAUAAUUUUCCUGUCGUGCACGCUGGUUGGGGCAGAACUACGGAUGACGGUAUACCAUCCGAAGUUCUACUUGACGUUACUGUUUUCACUGUCAACAACAAAGUGUGCACUGAUCGUUACGCUGCUAUACCAGACAGUCCCCCUGUCACCGAGAACAUGAUCUGCGCUGGUCUACUCGAUAUUGGUGGACGAGAUGCGUGCGGCGGUGACUCUGGUGGUCCUAUGUAUAUUGGAAAUAUUACAAUUGGUGUUAUCUCUUGGGGAGGUGAAUGUGGAAAUGGUACAUUCCCAGGAGUCAGCACCAAUGUAGCUUCUUACUCUGAUUGGAUAUAUGCUACUGCAGUUUAAAAGUAGUACAAAAUA